UACGCUUUGAGUACAGACUUCUACGCCUAAGAACUUGCUUUAUUCCGAUGUUGUAAAAGUAGUACAGUAGGCAGUCUUCUUUAUAGGAUAAUGCCGUUAUUACUGGCCAUGGACAGACAUAAUAAGUGGUUUCCCAAUCUGCAUAAUUCCACAAGAUCAGCUUUAUUGACUCUCCAGCUUAUGACAUUUACUAGCCAGUUCAAUCUUCAUUAGUGUCCGAGGUGGCUUAGCGCACAGACAGUGAGUUCAAUCAUAUUUGCCAUUCUCAGCUUGCCUUGAAAAGGACUUAAAAAUCGUGUCCAGAUUAAAAGCAAACUACAACGCUUUCCUUCUUUCAUUUAAUUAAAGAGUAUGGUAGGUAUCAUGUCACUUGGAAAAUUAUAAGCACUUGCCACAAAGUCUUUAAUUUAUCGAGCUUUCACAUAUUUGUCUCGGUGAUUUCAGUGCCUGUCAAUGGCAGGCCACAAGCCCUAGUCAUCACUGACAGUCUAGGUGACUGUAAAAUAACAGGUCUUUAUGCGUCAUUGGCCAUACCACGUUCGACAAACUCCAAACAAACAGCGCCGGGUGUUCCGGGAACGGCGCACGUUAUAACAGUGCGGACUGGCCGUGCCGGUGCCGGUUCUGCUGGGAGUAUCGACUGUCCCGGCGCGGGCGGCGACUGCCUGAGGUCUGUGGCCGCUGCCACUGUGUUGUCGCCGUCGGCAGCCAGGUGAUGGGAUCGAUCGGACGUGCCCGCCGCCGGCCGCUGCCGGCCACAGUGGAGGUCGGGAGUCGACCGUCGCCGGGUCGUCCCCACCCAGUGACCGACGGACGGUGUAAGUCGGUGCUUAGCGCCGGACUUAACGUGUAAGUCCGCGCUUAUCGUGAGACUCGCCGUCUGUGUCCGUCCCGUGCACACCAGCGUGACGCUGCGGCAGCCAGUUGACGUCGUGACCUGCAGAGUGCUGAGAGCCGGUUUGCUGGACGGGAGACGUAGUGAGGAUAACGCUUCGUGCUUCUCAGCAGUAUCGGCAGCUCUUCGCAACACAAUCAAAGUGCUGACCUUGUGUUGACCUUUUACGAAAGCGUUUACGAGAGACAUUCAGUUGUUGGCAAGUCAAACGACAACGCAAAUCAAUUGAUAGGUGAGAAGACCCGCAAAUCUCAAACAACAUCGGACAGUACUGGGAGCGGUGAAGUUCUUCGUCAAUCAAGUAUUUCACGCGCUUUUUGUUUUACCGUGGAUGACAUUCAAGUUCACUGUUCAGUGUUAAAACCCAGUUUUCUUAUUUUGAAAUGAGCGAGUGCUCGACGUUCCAGCCAUAAAAGCCAAAUAGAAAACAACGUGGGGUGCCGUGUUCACCCGAUUCCGUGUUCAUUUAGACGUUCCUACGCGAUGCAGAUGAUGGACCUUGAUGACGGCUCUCCAGCAGCGCCGGUACGUCCGCCCACAUUCGCCGAGUGUUACGUGUGUCACAAGCAGUUCGGCUCGCGCUCCAUCGCGCUGCACGAGCCCAAAUGUCUGGAGAAGUGGCGGGCGGCCAACGGGGCGCUGCCGGCCGGCCGGCGCGCCGCCACUCCGGUCCGUCUGGAGGCGCUGCCCGUGCGCCGCGCGCCGCCUCAGCCGGCCGCCUCUGUGGCGUCACUCACCGCCUCCUGGCCCUCCAGCAACGGCCUGCUGAAGGCGGCGCUGGCGGCUGGGCCGGCGGCGGGCGCGCCGGGGCGGCUCAGCACCCCGGGCGGGGGCCGCGCCGCCCGGCCGCAGACGACCACCCUGAGCCGGCCCAAGGUGCUGGCCGCCGAGCACGCCGCUCAGGUGGACAUGUCGGCACACCGCUGCAGCGAGCUGCUGGCGCUCACCUCGCUGUCGGGCGCCGAGCGGCCGGCGGGCUCCUCCUCCGGCUCCAGCUCCACCAGCUCCUCCUCCUCCUCCUCGAAGUCCUCCAGCUCCUCCGGCGCGUCAUCCAGCUCGUCACCUGUCUCUGAUGACGUCAGCGAGUCGUCCAGCAGCCGGGCGGCCCGGCCGGGCACCAUGCGUCUCGCAGUCGGACCGCGCGAGCUGCACGUGCCCAACAUCGAGCAGCGCGCGCGGACGGCCGUUCUCUCGCCCGGCCGGUCGAGCAGCCACAGCCGCUCGCCGCCGGCGGUGCCGCGGUACCGGGACGGCAUGCCCUCUCCCUGCGUCACCUGCGGCAAGACCGAGAACCCGGAGCGCUUCCACAGCCACCCGGAGGAGGGCCAGCGGGAGCCGGCGCGCGCCGCGCCGCGCCGCUUCUUCAGGAGACGGCACUCCAUCCAGAAACCGGUGCCGGUGCGGUUUCACGCGCAGCCGUCGCUCGACCCGGCCGCCAAGCGGAAGCAGCAGCAGCGCGACAAGAAGCGAGCGCAGCAGCGUCAGCAGCAGGAGGACGAGGCGCAGCAGCGGCUGCGCGAGGAGGAGCAGCAGCGGCACCUGGCCGAGACGCUGGCGCGCUACGGCCGGCCCGCCGCCGGACCCACGUUCGUCGUCUGCUACGUGUGCGGGCGGCAGUUCGGGGCAAACUCGCUGCCCAUCCAUCAGCCUCAGUGUCUGGAGCGAUGGUUCAAGUCCAACACGGCGCUGCCCAGAAGGAAGAGAGGGCCCGCGCCGCAGCCUCCCGACCACCUGCCUGAAGGCACCCCCAUCGACGAGUACAACCGGCUGGCCACUCUGGAGGCUCAGAGGGUGAGUGGAGAACAGCAAGAGCAGAACCAGAAGAGGACUCCGGUACCGAGCACUACCCCGACGCCUCCGGUCUCUAAGGCAGACGAGAGCUUAUUUUUCAUCGAGUUUUGAGUGUUGAAAAUGUGAUGUCUCAACAAGUACCUUAUCGUUGAAUGGCGGUGUUAAAUAAAAUAAACAUAAUAUAACAGCUACACCAUGUGUAGUUAGCUAAUAAUUGUAUGAUUUGACAACGUAUGAAUGCCUAGUGUAAUAAAAUGAUGUGCUCAAGGCUUGGAACCUACAUGAUAAUGCUUUAUCGCACAACAAACGCGCCCUAGCGCUCAACCAGUGAAAUAUGGAAACAACCGAUGGCACAA
Messenger RNA from Amphibalanus amphitrite, 3042 nucleotides. RefSeq names its product zinc finger protein 474-like. NCBI's taxonomy places the organism in Eukaryota, Metazoa, Arthropoda, Thecostraca, Balanomorpha, Balanidae. The transcript has 3 exons. The record is from RefSeq and is a predicted model, not a curated record. The coding region runs from base 1379 to 2797 and encodes 472 amino acids.